UAAGGUCUUCAGCAAAAUUCAUCUGUAAAUAUGAGUGACAACAUCUGAUGUUGAAUGUUUCAGUUUCUUUGUGAAUAAUGCUUAUAGUAUUUUUAAACAUUUUAUUUGUGUUCUACUCAUUGUCAUUGAGAGGAGUAUCAACAGCAGAAAAUUUGACUCCAAAAGACGCUUCUUUGAGCAAGGCCCUAUCUUGGCUACUUCGUCAUGGUGCUAUUGACGAAGGUUUGACAGUCAGUGAGGACGGAUAUAUCAAGCUAGAAGAGGUUCUACAGCAUCGUCUGUUCGCUCGUCGCUACACUCCGACCGAUAUCAGACUAGUUGUCAAUCUCUGCAAGAACCGUUUCACACUCCGGACAAACCCUGUAACUGGUAUUUACGAGAUAAGAGCCAAUUCCGGCCACACGUUCAAGGACAGGAAUAAUCAAGGCAACAAAAAAUCUGAUCCUAAAGUGAGAGGUCGUACAUAUCCUCAAACUAAUUUGAAAUCUGGAAAAAACUAUAACCAUCAACAAUUUAAAAACAACAAAUAUGAUGACCUUUUGAAGAACUACAAUAUUCCUGUUGGAAAUAUAGCUGACAAAGAAAAUAACAAUAAGCGAGGAAGGAAAAACGUUUACAAGAGUCUUAUGAAAUAUCCUGAAUUGAAGAAAAACUUGUUGUGGAUUUUGCGUUACGGAAGUGAAAAAGAAGGUCUGACUGUGAAGAGACACGGUUAUGUGGCCGUGGAUGAGCUUAUGAACCAUUCCCACUUCAAGGACAAAUGUAUGAGAGAGGAUAUAAUCACUGUAGCCAACAACGAGCCUCAUAACUUUAAACUGAGAGAAUCACCGAGCACACAACAGUUGUACAUUCGAGCUCGGAAGGAGCAUCCUAUCAAGCAAGAGCAAGAGGACUGGUCUGUUAUACCGGAUGUGCUGUAUAUUCCGCUGGGCUUUGUUAUCCACGGCAUCAACGGGUCUGACUGGGACUUUGUGUCAGAACACGGUCUGAAGGUUCCUAAGACAGGGUACCUCUACUGCUCUCCGUACUACGCUGCUGACAGUUGGCACACACGAGGGGUGACCAAAUAUGAUGACAUAUACAUUCACAUCGACUGCGGAGCCGCCAUGCGAGAUGGCAUUGAAUUUUUUCUAACACCAGAAUAUUCUGUUGCUACCAAAGGAGACAAGGACGGAUUUAUAAGGACUCAAUAUUUCAAAAAAGUUAUUGAGGCCAAAAGUGGGGACUUACUUUUUUCCGAUGGAACCGAUGAUGGAGAAUAACUUCUUUUGUGAGGCAUGCAAUCUCACACUUCAUCUAAAUUUGUAUGAUCAACACAUAAAUGGGAAAAGGCAUUUGUGGAAUCA
Molecule: messenger RNA, 1346 nt
Organism: Macrosteles quadrilineatus (aster leafhopper)
Lineage: Eukaryota; Metazoa; Arthropoda; Insecta; Hemiptera; Cicadellidae
Exons: 8
Coding region: 78-1262 (394 amino acids)
Biological process (GO): tRNA splicing, via endonucleolytic cleavage and ligation
Molecular function (GO): tRNA 2'-phosphotransferase activity
Source: RefSeq, a predicted model, not a curated record